GUGAUAUGUUGUCUGAUGCUGAGAAAAGGAAGCAAAUAAGUGUUAGAGGGAUUGCUCAGUUGGAAAAUGUGACAAAUCUUAAAUCUGACUUCAACAGACACUUGCAUUUUGAUGGUGUUAAAGAUAGGAACGUCGCAACGUCCCUCGACUUCUAUCAAGCGUUAGCACGUACAGUUUGGGAUCAUCUUUGCUCUCGAUGGAUUCGAUCUCAGCAGUUUUACCAUAGAGAGGAUCCAAAGGUUAAUCAUAUUUUCGAUAUCUUACUGUUUUUGCGUAAUUUGAAGUGUCGAUUUCUUGCUUUUUUUCGACUUAGGAAGACUCAGUUAACUCACUUGCGUUAAUAAAGUAUUUGUGAAGUAAGAUUAUUUUGAUCAUUCCCAUCGUAAAGUUGUUCUUUUGUAUAAAAGUGAGCAAACAACAGGCGAAAUUCUUUUCGACUGAAGUUUGUCACGGACUAUUUGUGAUAUAUUCAGAACGUUUGUAUAUUCUCAUCUUUGAAAAAUCUUAAAAUGUUGGCUUUGUAUUAAAAAACAAUGAUGUUUUCAACACUUGAUCAGUGGACUAAUGAACAAGUCUUUAAAGACCUGCAAUGUUUUGAGGUUUGGCAGCCUAAAAUUAUGACAAAAUUAUGCGAAGCGUUACUAUAUUCUGACAUGAUACUUCGUUGGUAAUUUGUGCUAGGUGAAAUAUGCACCACACAUUUUCUGGAGAACGUGUAACAUGUUUCUAUGGUCCUUUCAGUGUAUGGGAUUUUCGAAAUAUAAGCAUUUUUGGCAGCUUAUUAUACCCUUCCGUUUCCCCCAUUACUAUUAUUAUCAUUAUGAUUAUUUUACACUACUUUACACUAAUCUCGUCGCCAUUCUCUUUUCCUCUUCUCAUUCUCAUUGUUUUAUGUGGCGCAUAUAUAUUUGGUGCCCCCUUGCACCAGUAUUUAUGUGUUCAAACAAACAAACAAACAAAUAAGUAAAUAAGCUUAUUAUCAAUAUUUAUGUAAUUCACUUCAAUGAGACAAAGUUCCAUGUGAGCAAACAUUGUGAUGGUGAAAAUAGCGAAACGACGUACUGGCGAUCGAAUACAGAAUUUACUUACGUUUUAAAAUUGAGGUUCAAAUAAAAUCUGAUUUAACUGAUGGUUCAUUGCCUUCACUGAUAGUAGCUGUCUUUAUAAUUUAUGGAUUGCUAAAACUAUCCUGAUUCCUUGUCUGGUCGAAAUUGAUAUACAAAGCACACGGAGAUCUUAAUACUCACGUGGCCGAUGUGGUUACUUCGUUUCUUUUGACCUAGCCACCUGGCAAUCGUUUGAUAAAGUACCCUAAAACUACAGAAUCAAAAUUAAGGUUACUUUAUGGUGAUUUUCGAGGUCUCUCCGUGUGUGGACAUCAAAAGUGAUGUAUUUUCUUCCAUUUUCAAGGAAGUAAGUUAUGCGCCACUUCGCUAGACUACUGUGUUUAGCCCUAAAAACGGUUGUGUAAACAUUAUAUGUUUCUUCUGAUCAUCCCAUCUUGUUAGACAUUGACGAAAUAGUUUUAAGAGGUCGAUUCGCACUAGUGAAACCUUUUAAAUCUUGCUUUGCUUCGACUCAGUAUCCGGCACUGACCACGUAAAUGUGUUACUAUCUUAGGAACAACAUUUUAUGUUGUGCGAAUUGAUUAUAAUUCAUUAACUUGAAAGGAUGUAAAUGAGGUGUUGUUUAUUUUUGCGAUGCGCUUCUUAGUCACAAGAAGAUUAACCUAUCAAAUAUCUCGUUAACUACGUGCUUAUCGUUUGAUUUCAACCCUACCCCACUUCAUCUUAGUGUACAAACUUGUAAAAAAUUUGGAUUCUGUUGUUCAGUAUUAUUAUUCCUGUUAUCUUACUACAAACAAAUAAAGAUAAUUAUCUUGUUUUCAUAUUGCAGCGCAUAUACUAUUUGUCCUUAGAAUUUUACAUGGGCCGCACUUUGACCAAUACAAUGCUGAAUGUAAAUAUUGCUGCUGCAGUAGAUGAGGCGAUGUACCAAUUGGGACUGGAUAUUGAGGAACUAGAGGAAAUGGAGUCUGAUGCUGGUCUUGGCAAUGGUGGGUUAGGACGUCUAGCUGCCUGUUUCUUGGAUUCAAUGGCAACAUUAGGGUUGGCAGCUUAUGGAUAUGGCAUCCGUUAUGAUUAUGGCAUUUUUGAACAGUCUAUUCGCGAUGGCUGGCAGGUUGAAGAACCCGACGAGUGGUUACGCUUUGGAAACCCUUGGGAAAAAGGUAGACCAGAAUAUUGCUAUCCUGUCAACUUUUACGGGCGUGUUGAAGAUGCUGGAAAUGGACGUAGACGAUGGGUUGAUGCUCAUCCAGUCUUUGCAAUGCCCUAUGACACCCCAGUUCCAGGGUAUAGAAAUAACACUUGCAAUACUCUUCGGCUGUGGUCUGCCAAAGCUCCAAAAAGUUUUGAUCUCGGUAUAUUUAAUAUGGGUGAUUACAUAAACGCUGUAUGUGCACGUAAUCAUGCGGAAAAUAUAUCCAGAGUUCUUUAUCCAAAUGACAAUUUCUUUGUUGGGAAGGAACUUCGCCUUCGUCAAGAGUAUUUCUUAGUUGCUGCCACUUUGCAGGAUAUAAUUCGGCGUUUUAGAAGUAAUGAUUCCCACCAUCGAUCGUUUGAUGAAUUUCCCAACAAAGUUGCUAUCCAAUUGAAUGACACACAUCCCUCACUGGCAAUUCCUGAAUUACUACGUAUCUUAGUUGACUUGGAAGGUUUAGAGUGGAAAAAAGCAUGGGAUAUAAGUUACCAUACAUUUGCGUAUACAAACCAUACAAUCUUACCUGAAGCAUUGGAACGUUGGCCUGUCACAUUAUUGGAGCAUAUAUUACCACGUCAUUUAGAAAUUAUCUAUCAAAUUAAUGCUGAGUUCUUAGAUAUUGUACGUGCGAAAUGGCCAAACGAUGAUGACCGUAUUCGUCGUAUGUCAUUGGUAGAAGAAGAAGGCGAAAAACGUAUUAAUAUGGCCUACUUGUGUAUUGUAGGAUCUCACACAGUUAAUGGAGUCGCAGCAAUACAUUCACACUUAUUGAAAACUCAAACUUUCAAAGAUUUCGCUGAAUUAUGGCCAAAUAAAUUUCAGAAUAAAACAAACGGUAUUACACCUCGUCGUUGGUUGCUAUUAUGUAAUCCAAAUUUGUCAGACUUAAUUAUGGAAGGAAUGAAUGGCAGUGAAUCAUGGAUUGUUAACCUUAACGAAAUCGCUCAGUUAAAAUCACGUGUAAAUGAUGUUAAUUUUCUACGUCAGUUGAUACGUAUCAAACGGGAAAACAAGGCUAAAUUUGCUUCUUAUCUGGAACAACAUUAUGGUGUAACAAUCAACCCAGCAUCUCUAUUUGAUAUCCAAGUCAAAAGAAUUCAUGAGUACAAACGUCAACUAUUAAACUGCUUACAUGUUAUCACUUUGUACAAUCGUAUUAAAGCUAAUCCUGAAAUACCAAUCUGUCCACGUACAGUUAUGAUUGGGGGUAAAGCUGCUCCAGGUUAUCAUAUGGCCAAACUUAUUAUCAAGUUGAUCAAUUCCGUAGGUAAAGUUGUCAAUAAUGAUCCAGUUGUACGUGGUAGAAUUAAACUUAUUUUCCUUGAAAAUUAUCGUGUAUCUUUGGCUGAAAAAAUAUUCCCCGCCGCUGAAUUGUCGGAACAAAUUUCUACAGCUGGUACAGAAGCGUCGGGUACCGGUAACAUGAAAUUUAUGGUAAGUCACUAAAAUUGUUUAGAUUUAGUCUACACAUAAAAUGCGAAAUACUGACUUGUUAAUAAACAUUCUGUUUAUUUUUUUGAAUUUCUGAUUUCUCCAAGUUCUGCAUUAAUUUAUUACUUGGUUAGAAAAUAACUAUCAUGUUUUAGAAGGUAAAAUACAUCAUCUCUCUUACUUUGAGUUGUAGUUCUAAUGUAUUUUACUGUUUCUGAACAAACAUUAUUGUAUUUACUUCUCUUAAUUAUUAUCAUACGGGAUACGUAUUAAUUUGUGUUCUCAGUGGAGGCUGAUAGAUUUCCUUUUUGUUCAAAACUAUAUGAAAUUGACAUCAUCUUGACUAAGUAACAAGACACUUAGAAUGUGA
Messenger RNA from Schistosoma guineensis, 4063 nucleotides. NCBI's taxonomy places the organism in Eukaryota, Metazoa, Platyhelminthes, Trematoda, Strigeidida, Schistosomatidae. The record is from the annotation of a GenBank genome assembly.